AUGCUAUUGAAGCAAAAGUAAACUCCUUAAAAGCCUCAAGCCAACUGCAUUCAAACUUUAUUGAAGGUUUGUCUCAGUUAAUUCAAGCAUUAGACACCUUCCUUAAUGCAUCUUCACAAGAUUCUUAUAGCGAAGAUUUUUAUAUAAAAAAAAUUUUGAAAACAUCUGGCAGUUUUCAAGGUAAGAAGUGGUUUAGUAAUGCAGCAAUAUCUGCUGCAGAGGAUCAAGAUCAGUAUGAAUCAGAUGAAGAUAUAUG
Messenger RNA from Racocetra fulgida, 256 nucleotides. Lineage: Eukaryota; Fungi; Glomeromycota; Glomeromycetes; Diversisporales; Gigasporaceae. The record is from the annotation of a GenBank genome assembly.